AUGGCAGACACCACUGUAGAGGCUGCCAAACGAGCUGCUGCACAGCAAGCAGUGGCCGACCACUUCGACCCAUCCGCAUCCUAUGUCGGCAUUGGCUCUGGCACCACCAUCGUCUACGUCGUCGAAGCCAUCAAGGAGCGCUCUACCAACCCAAACAUCCUUUUCGUACCCACCGGCUACCAAUCGCGUCAACUCGUCAUCAACGCUGGCCUCACGCCCAUCUCCUUCGACAGUCUGCCAAACCGCGUCAUGCUGGAUGUCGCCUUCGAUGGCGCAGAUGAGGUGGAUACAGAACUCAACUGUAUAAAAGGAGGAGGCGCAUGCUUGUUCCAAGAGAAGCUGGUCGCAGAGCGGGCCAAGAAAUUUGUGUGCGUGGCCGAUUACAGGAAGAGGCAGGACCGCUUGCUCACCAAUUGGCCAACAAUACCCAUCGAGGUCGCACCGCUGUCGCAGAACACGGUCACGACUGCCCUCAGGCUCCUCGGCUCGACCAACCCAAAGUUGAGGACCACGCUGCUGGAGAAGUCAGGACCCCUUAAGACGGACCAACACUUCUUCAUCAUCGAUGCCCCCUUCCCCCCGCUGCUCACCUCGGCCGAUGUUGCAGCUGGCAAGGGCAAAGGAGACGGAAGCGACGGGACGUGGGAGGUCAACAACAUAAGCAGGGCCAUUAAAGCCUUGACCGGUGUGCUAGAGGUGGGCAUCUUUUCGGGUAUGGACGGUAAUCAUGCGGAAGCACUACGGGCCAAAGACGGAGCGCGAAGUGCAGUGACCGGCGGACAAAAACCCAUCGCCGUCUAUUUCGGAAUGGCAGAUGGCAGCGUCAAGCUACGGACUGCGGACGGAGAGCAGUGA
Messenger RNA from Cucurbitaria berberidis CBS 394.84, 855 nucleotides. Its product is annotated as ribose-5-phosphate isomerase. Lineage: Eukaryota; Fungi; Ascomycota; Dothideomycetes; Pleosporales; Cucurbitariaceae. Gene Ontology annotation, cellular component: intracellular membrane-bounded organelle. The record is from RefSeq and is a predicted model, not a curated record. Gene Ontology annotation, molecular function: ribose-5-phosphate isomerase activity. Bases 1 to 855 code for a protein of 284 amino acids. The transcript has a single exon. Gene Ontology annotation, biological process: pentose-phosphate shunt, non-oxidative branch; D-ribose metabolic process.